AUGAGUCUCGAUACUGCAUCAGCCCUUGAAUUGACAUCCCACAUCACAUCUAGUCAAACCAGUGGGUCGCUUCCUCGAAGCCAACAUGGUGGUGAGCCUACAAGCCCCUCUGUGUCAGAUGUCGAGUCCAUCACUAGCUCAUCUAGCAGUAGACCCCCUGGCACCACUCCUAUUUCUAAUGCUCCUUCUCCGCUUCGUCAGUUUCCACCCAUUACUUCUGGACACCUUGUAACUGGUGCUGGUGUUGGCGGCAUGGCUGCCGAUAAUGGCAUUCCUCCCGUGGACGAGAUUAAAACAAUGCUCGAACUAUUAAUGGAAGACCUUAAUCUGACAGAGGAUAAAAAGGAAGUGCUACGGAAACUUCCAGAUGAUCGCAAGUGGAUGAUGCUCCUCCAACAUCUCAGUGAAAGAUAUCGGGCUGGACCGCAAGAAGUUUUGCAUGAAAUUCAAGAGAUUCAGAAACUAAAGGAUGGGGCGGAUCGUGAACUCUUGACAAAUCUGGUUGUGUCAUUGCGCUCAAGACCUAUUCGAUGGAUUAGUGGUUUUAUUGACCAUGGCGGGUUUGCAGUAUUGUUGGAUAAUUUGAACGAGCUGGAAACUGCUAAAAUACACAACGACUUUGAAGAACUGUAUAUUAAAUGUCUAAAGUCACUCAUGAAUAACAAAAUUGGUCUAUCAGCUGUUUUGGACACGGAGGAUGCACUUAAUGUGAUUGCCUUGUCGCUUCGAUCCCCAUCUCCAAGAACUCGUGCGCUUGUAUUGGAGAUAUUCGGAGCAGUGUGUCUGAUUCCAGGCGGACACAGUUGCGUGCUGCAUGCAAUGGAUGCUUUGAGUGAAGAGGCAAAUACUCGCUUUAGAUUCGAAAUUGUCGUGUAUUCUUUAUGGCAAAGCUGUCGAGCCAUGACGCCUUUAGAUAAAGAACUUCAAGUUGCAUCCAUGUCAUUUAUCAAUGCAGUCAUCUGUGGAGGUCCAGGUGUCGAACUUGAGUUUCGUAUGCACAUGCGCUUAGAGUUUAUUCAACUUGGUCUUCUUCAGCUUAUUGAAAAAAUUGCCCAUCUAGAGAACGACAUUCUUCAAACUCAGAUUGACGUAUUUAUUCGUGCAAACGAGUCAGACGAACUAGAAUGGUUUGAUCGCAUGGGACAAGAACCAUUUAAUAAGGAUAAUAUUGAUGAAUUGUCUCGCAAGUUAGUUGAGACGAACAAAGUGUCGUCAUCUCAAGCUCAGUAUCACUCCCUUUUAAAUCACAUUUCGAUGUUGCCUGCAAAUCCUAUUGAGAGAUUAAGAUAUAUGAUGAUCAUUGAUAAAGUGGUUCAGCAGAUAGUGUUGCAAAAAGAUGGGGAAGAUCCUGAUCCAAUCGCUGCGCUGGCCAACCUUGAUAUGAGACACUUGGUUGGUGACAUGACCAGCACUUCAAUUCUCAAAGAUCAAGAAGACAAGUAUCAAAAACAACUUGAAAAAUCUAAGCGUUUAGAAAAAGAAAUCACUUCAUUGAGCAGAGGUGGAGAGCCUAUUGCUGAUGAAGUCAAGAUUAAGAUCAUGAAUGCUCAAAGACAGAUCAAAGAACUCGAGGGAACUAUGAAGGAUAAACUUGCAUCUGUGGAUGGAGGCGAAGCAUUAUUGGAGCAAUUCAAAAAUAUAGCUAAAGCAAUUGCAAGUGUCAAGGUUGAAUCUGUGGCUGGUACCGGCGGAGCUGCUGUACCAGCGAGCGGACCGCCUGUAUCUCCUUUGCCUGGAUCUGGCCUUGGUGGACCCCCUCCUCCUCCACCACCACCGCCUGGAUCUGGGUUUGGUGGACCUCCUCCUCCUCCUCCACCACCGCCAGGAUCUGGGUUUGGUGGACCCCCUCCACCACCACCACCACCUGGAAUGGGAGGACCUCCACCUCCUCCACCACCUCCAGGAUUUGGUGGACCUCCUCCACCUCCACCACCACCUGGAAUGGGCGGACCUCCACCGCCGCCUCCUCCACCUGGAAUGGGGGGACCACCACCUCCACCACCACCUGGAAUGGGAGGACCUCCGCCUCCACCUGGAUUUGGUGCAUAUGCUGCUCCAGUAGCAGCAAAAACCAAACCAACAAAUCUUUCAUCCAAACCUCUUAAAUCAUUCAAUUGGACCAAAUUGGCUCCAAUGAAAGUUAAAGAAACCAUUUGGGCCAACAUUGACGAUGAGGAGGUCCAUAAACAAUUGCGUGGUGACGCGUACCGAGAGUUUGAAGAUAUGUUUGCUGCGCGUGAAGUCAAAACUAUGGAGAAUGCUUCCACCAGCAAAGAAGAUAUUUCGUCCAAGGAAAUUACAUUUUUGGAUGGAAAGCGUUCCCAAAACUGUAAUAUUAUGCUUAAAGCAGUUAAACUCGACCCAAAGUUGAUCAAACGAGCAAUCUUGUCUGUAGAUACAGAUACUUUGCCGAGAUUUGUGCUUGCUGAGCUGCUCAAAUUUAUUCCUACAGAUGAUGAGAUGACUGCCCUGAAGCAGUAUACUGAAGUUGAUUUACCUCUUUUGGCCAGUGCAGAGCGUUUCAUGUACGAGAUUUCUGAAAUCGACAACUAUGAACCCAAACUUAAAGCUAUGCAUUUUAAAACCUGUUUUGGAGAGUAUGAGGAUGAUGCCGAGACUCUUAUCACUGGAUUACAAAAGGCUAGUGAAGAUGUAAUGAAUAGUAAGAAAUUUACGGAACUUCUCAAGGUUGUGCUUGCUUUGGGUAAUUAUCUCAACUCUGGUGCACGUGGUGGUGCAUAUGGAUUCAAACUAGGUUCACUACUUAAGAUGCUCGAUACAAAGUCCACUAUACAAGGACGUAAACACACACUUCUUCACUACCUUACCGAGCUAGUGGAAAAGUAUUUCCCUUCUAUCCAAGGGUUUGAAAAAGAUUUAAUUCAUGUAGAAGAAGGUUCAAAAGUAACCACAGCUCAAAUUCGGCAAUCUCUUAUUCAAAUUCGCGAUAACCUCAAAGUUGUCGUGGACCUCUUGGAUAUUCUUGAAAAAGAAAAUACAAAAAAGGAGAAUCAAACAGUAGAAAAGAAAAAGUCGACCUCGUCCAUACUAUCCAGUACUUCAUCUACCACCUCUGCACAGCUCAAUGUCAAGUUAGAAUCCAUCAUGAGAUCUUUCCAUGCCAAGUCUACCAAAAUUUACACGGAUUUGGAUGAGCGAUUCAAGGUUGCAGAAAAGGAUUUUGAAAAAGCCUUGUUGUUGUAUGGUGAAGAUGUCAAAAAUGCCACACCAGAAGAAUUUUUUGGUACGUUUGCAAAAUUUACAUCUGCCUAUCUGGCUGCCAAAAGUGAUAACGAGACUGCUGUUGCAAAGGAGCGUGAAUUGAAAAAGCGUGAAGAGGCCAAAAAGGCGAGUGAAGACAAGCGCAGAAAAAAGAGAGAGGAUGGAGGCGAGAAAUCUAAUAUGGCUUCCAAAGACGGUGGUUUGGACGAUCUCAUUUCAGCUAUUCGUACGGGCAAGGCGUUUGGAAAUGGUACAGAUACAGCACCACCACCAGCAAGUCGACAGCGUCGUGCUCAACCUCGCGAUGGCGGUCGUGGUGGGGAGGAUGAAAAGGAAGGGCUUACGGGUAUAGAUUCUGCCAUAGGUCAUGAUAGGCAAUUUUCGCAACAAUCCCGUAAUGCUACUCGCGAAGCACCCAACUUUCACUUGCGCGACAAGUCAUUUCAAAAUGCUGAGCAAGGUGCAGUGGGUCGUUUAAAGCGCCAGGGAUCAUUCAAAAGUCGUGCAAGUCCGCUAGUCAAAGAGUCAAGUGUUGGUGCAAGUCCUAAUUCCAAUAGAGAUGGGAAAUCCGGGCCACGUUCGUUACACAAAGACCCCAUACUACAUUUAAAAGCCGUUUCUACAACGGAAAAAAAUAUCGCAGCACCACAAACUCAGCUCAAAGCUACUGGGAUGUCUAAAGAAACGCCUCGCGAUAUUAAAAACCGGCUCGAUGCUGCAGCAAAAUAG
Molecule: messenger RNA, 3951 nt
Organism: Batrachochytrium dendrobatidis JAM81
Lineage: Eukaryota; Fungi; Chytridiomycota; Chytridiomycetes; Rhizophydiales
Exons: 10
Coding region: 1-3951 (1316 amino acids)
Biological process (GO): actin cytoskeleton organization
Molecular function (GO): small GTPase binding; actin binding
Source: RefSeq, a predicted model, not a curated record